AUGAUGCUGAGCCCGGACCAGGCCGUGGACUCGGACCACCCGUCCUCAUCGUCAGCGCCGUCCGACCCGGAGUCCCUGGAGGCCAAGGGGCUGCGGAGCUGCUGCGCCUCAGACCUGGAGGCGCCCGACGGCGAGAGGGGGCGCCCGGCGCCGCCGCACCCACAGCAGCCGCUGAGCCGCGAGGAGAAACGCCGCCGCCGGAGGGCCACCGCCAAGUACCGCUCGGCCCACGCCACGCGGGAGCGCAUCCGCGUCGAGGCCUUCAACCUGGCCUUCGCCGAGCUGCGCAAGCUGCUGCCCACGCUGCCGCCCGACAAGAAGCUCUCCAAGAUCGAGAUCCUGCGCCUGGCCAUCUGCUACAUCUCCUAUCUCAACCACGUCCUCGACGUGUAG
This is a messenger RNA of Varanus komodoensis (Komodo dragon), 393 nucleotides long. It is a transcript of the gene NHLH2, whose product is annotated as nescient helix-loop-helix 2. Gene Ontology annotation, molecular function: DNA-binding transcription factor activity, RNA polymerase II-specific; RNA polymerase II cis-regulatory region sequence-specific DNA binding; protein dimerization activity. Gene Ontology annotation, biological process: regulation of transcription by RNA polymerase II. The transcript has a single exon. The record is from RefSeq and is a predicted model, not a curated record. NCBI's taxonomy places the organism in Eukaryota, Metazoa, Chordata, Lepidosauria, Squamata, Varanidae. The coding region runs from base 1 to 393 and encodes 130 amino acids.